Molecule: messenger RNA, 1350 nt
Organism: Aureobasidium subglaciale EXF-2481
Lineage: Eukaryota; Fungi; Ascomycota; Dothideomycetes; Dothideales; Saccotheciaceae
Exons: 2
Coding region: 1-1350 (449 amino acids)
Biological process (GO): phosphatidylethanolamine biosynthetic process
Cellular component (GO): mitochondrion
Molecular function (GO): phosphatidylserine decarboxylase activity
Source: RefSeq, a predicted model, not a curated record
AUGUCGACAAAAGUACAACAACAUGGUGAGAACCAUGACAUCCCCGAGGAACACCAGAUCUCAAGACCUGGAGCUUGGCUGCCCAUGGAUCACCGUACACACACCGAAUGGCUCGGCGAGCAGGUCAAGAACGCCCACAACAACAAGAAGCCAUUGAUCCCUGUCCUUCAAGAAUUCAAGGAAUUCAUUGAGGGCAACUCAAGAAUUUACAUGUACUUCACUGCCAUGUUCCAAGAAGUCCCCUACAAGCACGUCUACCGCAGAGAUCCCACCGGCCGUAAGCAGAUUCGUGAUUACGAGCACAUGCUUGAAGUCCUCAACCACGUCUUCGGUUCUGCCCCUGUCUGGACCGACUCUGCCCAAGCUGUUGGUAUGGUUGGUGUACCCAUGUGCGCUAUUCUCGACUACCCCAUGUCUACUCCUUCUGGUCACGCCGCAUUCCUUGACCCUGACGUCAACAAGAUGCUGAAGAAGGUGCUCAACGAGUGGGGCAAGUUCCUCAUGACUCCUGAGUCCGCCGGUGUCCUCCACGAGGGCAAGACUGGCUGGUUCGGCGAGACUGGUGCAUCAGACAUGAUGGCCGUCGCCAACGCCCCCUACAAGACCAAUCACAAGUUCGAGGACUUCUUCGUCUGCGACACCAGCAAGAAGCACUACGGUUACACUUCAUGGGACAACUUCUUCACCAGACACUUCAAGGAUGAGGUUCGCCCCAUUGACAGCCCCGACGAUGACAGCGUCAUCAACAACGCCUGUGAGAGCAAGGUCUUCCAGGUUCAGGAGAAUGCAAAGCUCAGAGACAAGUUCUGGAUCAAGGGUCAGCCUUACAGUGUCACAGACAUGCUCGCCAACGACAGCCUGGCAGAGCAGUUCGCGGGCUGCACCGUUUACCAAGCCUUCCUCUCCGCUCUCUCCUACCACCGCUGGCACGCUCCCGUUAGCGGUACAAUCAAGAAGGCCUUCGUACAGGACGGUACCUACUUCAGCGAGCCUCUCUUCGAGGGUCUCGGUGACCCCAACACAAAGGAGAUCGACGCUCAUGGUAUUUCGACCGGUCAAGGUUACCUGAGUGCCCUUGCCACAAGAGCUAUCAUCUUCAUCGAAGCUGACAACCCCGCCAUUGGUCUCAUGGCCUUCAUCGGUAUUGGUAUGGAUGAAGUCUCUACCUGCGAGAUCACCGUCAAGGAAGGUCAACACGUCAAGAAGGGCGAGCAGACUGGUAUGUUCCAUUUCGGCGGAUCGUCUCACUGCUUGCUCUUCCGCAACGGCGUCAAAGUCUCUGGCUUCCCCCAGCCUGGUAGAUCAGAGAACGUUCCCGUUCGCAGCAAGCUUGCCACCGUCCAGUCUUAG